Messenger RNA from Salvelinus fontinalis (brook trout), 5455 nucleotides. RefSeq names its product transmembrane protein 132D-like. The record is from RefSeq and is a predicted model, not a curated record. The transcript has 9 exons. The coding region runs from base 922 to 4395 and encodes 1157 amino acids. Lineage: Eukaryota; Metazoa; Chordata; Actinopteri; Salmoniformes; Salmonidae.
GUCCAUCACAUUCGUAUUGCCCCACUUAAAAAAGUUUAGGAAAGUUAUGGCAAUAUGUCAUGAUAUAUCCCACCCAGAUUCAAAACUGGACAGGAAGGAAAAUCUCCCCCUAAAAUAAUUGAACAAAUAAUUGGAGAAAAGUUACAUUUUUAAAGAGCACCCUCUACUCUAAAACCUACAAUGGGAUAUUGUCAAAACUCCAAAUAAGUAAUUUAUGUUCUGGUCUAACAGGCUAUAGUCGACUGGUCAGUGUAAUUAGCAGCAUGUACAGUAGUCAGGCUAUUUGUGUACAUCAUCCGCAGUCCAUCUAUCUCCUCAUCAUGGAUGUGGAAUCCCAAAUUAUCAGGGUUUUGUUUUUAAUUUACAGAUGCUGUUAAAUCCUGUCGCCACCGCAUAGGACGUGCUCUGACCGGAUGACAUGAUGCCUUUAGUGCCCCAAGGAUUGUGCACAAGGCAGUCGAUGAUCUGUGAAUCUCACUGUACAUUGCAGCGGCAUCCCGACGAUGGUCAAAGUUGGGUAGACGUCUGAGUCUGGGAGCGGAUGCAAAGACUUCAAAAUGAAUCAGAUGGAGUUUCUCUAUCAAAUAAUCGCAUUCAAUACGGCGGGAUAAAGUUAAAAAGAAAAACAAAGAAGAAACUACGUUGAUCGCAAUCUGAUCAAGGACUUGGACAGGACGUCUCCAAACUCGUUACGCAGAACUUUUCCAAAUUUGAGACCGUAUCUGAUAGCUCAAUGCAUAGUUUAUGUGACACACGGAGUGCACACGACAAGGCUGUAUUCUUCUUACAGGUGUGAUUUUGUAGGCUACCCUAGGCAUGUUCACUUCCUGGGUAGAAAUGAAUGAAGUAUACCAUUAUUCACUUUGUUGAAACUCCGAGCCUGGGAAUUUACAUGUAAUAAAGUGACAGUUGGAUGCCAAAAUGAGUGUUUACUCUCAUAUCUGGAGGAUUUUACAGAUAUUCCUAGCGACGAUUGUCACAAUUGUCACGCAAGAGUUGGACAGCCGGGAGAUGUCAGACAACACUAAGAGCUCUCUGCCAUUUCCCGUGUUCCUUCCAGUGAACUACCAGGUGAAAGACGCAGAUUACUUAUUUUUGAAGGAGGCCGGUCAGGACAUCAUGAGGAACUCCAGCAUGCAGACACAGACUCAGCCAUUUGUCAUCCUGAGAGCCAGCCGGCCUCCUGCUGUCAAUGCCAGCUAUGGGCCCCUGUCCACAGAGCAGCCUGUCCCUCUAGACCUGGUCCAGUCUGUGCAGCUGUUCCGGGCCCCGGGGGUAUUCACCUACAACUGGAAGGUCCAGUCCUUUGUGCUGACCCCUCGGGUCUACUCCUCCAUGCCCAAGGUGCGGGUGUUGUUCUAUGUGGCUGGGAGGGACUGGGACAGGGGAGCAGAUGGGCUAAAGGAUGAGUUGCCCUGUGUUACGGUGUUUGCCUUCUGGCAGACUCAGGAGGUGAGGGGCUCCUGUGCCCUUGGAGGUCUGAGGGGCACAUGCAUGGCUGAGCUGGAGCCUGUAGCCGGCUGGUUCAGUCCCGCAGCAGAGAGCUCUAGCCCGGGGAGGUUGGACCCAACAGAGGUAAACACAGUAGAGCUGUACUACCAUGCCCGGCCCAGUGCAUAUGGGAAGUGCAGGGAGGGCGAUUGGGAUCGCUGGGGCAGCUCAGAGCAGCAGCAGGCUGAGUACAUCCCUGUGACUCCCAUGCAGAGGAUUAGCAGUGUGCGCCUCCUUCAGGUGCCCAAGGGAGCUCCAUCUCUGUCUCAACUCAAGCUGGGAAAGGCUGUUGUCAUCCAGACUUCCUCCAAACCCCUGAAGAAGACAGAUAUCGCCACUUUCUACAUCCUCACGGCCAGCUCCUCCUCCCUGGAGAACUUCACUAUGCGAGCGAUUGUAAAAAAAGGAGUGUCGUUUCGCACAGCAACACCCAGUAACUCGUUGUUGUGGGACAUCACGCUGGACUCUGGAGCAGAUGGCACCAUCGCUGUUGUUUGUCAAAGGAAAUCUGCCAUACCUGGAAAAAGGCUGGACAGCAGUCUACUGGAGGUGCUACAGAUGGACUUUGAGGUAGAGGAGCUGAGCAGCCAAUCAGACAGCCAGGUGAUCACAUGGCACCUGGAGUUGCCACCAAACACCAGGGAUGGGGGACAGAAAGAAGGUUCCAUGAGGAUCUACACAACCCAGAGAGACUUUGUGGGCCUAGCCCCACUUGUCAUGGACUCAGCGAUCCUGAACACGGCUGUGCUAACUGGGAAGAAGGUGGUGAUGCCUGUCAGGACCGUGGCUGUGGAGGAGGACGGGUCAGUCACUGAUGUCUCAGACUUCACCGACUGCAGCUCCACUGAUGAGGACAUCCUGAAGGUGUCAGACAGGUGUGACUAUGUGUUUGUGAAUGGGAAGGAGAUGAAAGGCAAGGUGGGGAUGAUGGUGAACUUCACCUACAGCUACCUGAGUGCUCAGCUGGAGAUGAACGUGUGGAUCCCACGGCUGCCCCUCCAGAUCGAGGUGUCUGACACAGAGCUCAGCCAGAUCAAGGGGUGGAGAGUGCCCAUCAUCACCACCAAGAGGCUCAGCUGGAACAGCGAGGAGAAGGAGGAGGAUAAGAAGGGCAAAGGCUGCAUGUUACAGUUCCAGCAUGCCCUGGUGCGUGUGAUCACACACUUCAUAGCCGAGCAGUCGGACCCCCGGGAGCCACAGGCCCACUUCCUGGGCUCAGACUGGCAGGUGGACGUUACCAGGCUGGUGCGUUACUUCCUCAAGGUGGAGGACCCUCGCAUCGCCAGACUGCAGGCAGGCAGGGUGCUGUCAGGACGAGACGUGGGGAGCACCUCCAUCCAGGUGUUCUCCCCCAUGUCUGACUCGAUCCUGGCAGAGAAGACUGUGACGGUGGUAGAUGACAAAGUGACCAUCACAGAGCUGGGGGUGCAGCUGGUCACUGGCCUGGCUCUGUCCCUGCAGCUCAGCCCAGGAAGCAACAGGGCCAUCCUCGCCACAGCAACCACACAGGAAGUACUGCAGAGCCCCAAACAGGAGGCUGUGGUUAGUUCCUGGGUCCAAUUCAGCGAUGACUCCAUGACCCCUCUGGACAUCUAUGACCCUGCCUACUACCGUGUGACGGUGACCUCUCUGGAUGAGGGCGUGGUGUCGGUGCAGAGCUCCCCUCUUGCAGUGGUGGCAGAGGGGGAGGGACAGGGAGUACUGGUCAGGGUUGAGAUGGCCAUCUGCGAGGCCUGCCAGAAGUCCAAACGGAAGAGCACCCUUGCCGUGGGCAGUGGCAGCCUCAAGGUCAAGUUCCAGGUCAACAGCCGGCGCUUUGACAGCAGCAACAGCAGCAGCAGUAGUGGAGGUGGGGUUGGCAGUGGCAGAAGUAAGGACAGCAGCAGUGACUAUGGGAAUGAUGGGGAGGAGGUGGACAGUGAGAGGAAGCAGCAGAAGCCCCAGCAGACCCUGCCCAGUAGCUCUGCCUCUGAACGGGAGGAGAGUGCCAUGCGCAAGGUCACCACCACCGCCAAAUCCACCGAGCGUGACUCCGUUCCAGGCGUUUCCAGUGAUGGAAACCGCCAAGGCGGUGUAGGCGGAGUCAUUGAAACAGAACGUUUCUUAAAUGCUGGAACCCUCAACAGCCCUGCCAGCCCUAUCAAUGACAGUGAUUAUAGCAGCCCUAGUGACUAUAGGACAGCUGAAGGGACAGACAGUGGGCUAGUUGAAGAUAUAGGUAGUGUUGCAGUCAGUAGCACUGUGAAAGCACCUGGUAACCUGGUCAACUACAAUAACUUCCCCUCUCAGGAGGAGGUGCCUGACCAGGAGUCAAUGGGGGUGGACAUGGGCAGUGAGGACAUGCUAUCCAACCGGCCUCUCUCAGACCUGGAGAUUGGCAUGUACGCCCUGCUGGGGGUCUUCUGUCUGGCCAUUCUGGUCUUCCUGGUGAACUGCAUCUCCUAUGUGGUAAAGUUCAGGCACAAACAGCCCCCCUCUCAUGGCCAAGAGCCCACGGAGCACAGGCACGACUGGGUGUGGCUGGGCACGGACGCUGAGCUGGUGAUGAACGUGCCUGGCAGUCCUCCCCAGCAAGACAACCACAGCGCCACCACAGUCAUAGACAUUGGGUCUGAUAAGACUGCCUCUCUGCCCAGGCGACCCAGCUGCCUAGUUUCCUCCAGCCCCUCCUCUCCUCUGGGCUGUGGGGGCUCCCUCAGGGCCAAGCCCAUGAACCGCAACGAGUCCAUCCAUUCGCCCACCAGCAAGAGGAAGAGGGUCCAGUUCACCACCUUUGCCUCUCUGGACCGUCAGCACUCCCCGCACCCCCCCAGAGAGAACGGCCAUGGGAUCCACUGGGUGGGGAAGGAGGAGAACUGUGUUGAACCCCAAGUGCCCAUCACAGAGCCCGUGGACCAUUUAUAAUACGUAUCGGGACCGUUUCACCCCAACUGUGGGUGUGUAUGUGGCUUCGAUCACCUCAAUGCCUUUAUUCAUGGAUAAAAGCAGACAAUAUAAGGAGCAUCACUACUACUGGUUAUACUUAUUCAUUAUAUGUGAUUACGCAAAGAUCCUUCUUCGUUUCAAUAUCUGUAAAGGCUUCCUACUGUACAUGUAAAUAUCUCAAAUGGUUUGCGAGAUACAUUUUUAUAUUAGAUAUUGGACAAAAUUCUGUGAAUAAGUGUGAGGAUGCUUGUCAUAAACCGACUGAUGGCACUUUCUGUGGUGGAGAGAGGUUUAACCGUUUGACUAGUUGAAAGAUUUAUUUUUACAAAGCUUAUAGACACAAAAGCCUCUUUUAUACCUGGCGCUAACAUGUGUCUUUUUUCCUGAUUUGUCCACAUUCUGAUUGUGCCCACAUUUUCAGAAAUAUGUCUACACAUGGUAUUGAAAGGUGUGUCAUAUCUGUCCGCAUUGUGACGAGAUUUCCUGGUCCCUCUCUUCUCUGUAUGCAAAUAGUUUGACAGCUGUUCUUUCAAAAUUAUAUAUUUUUUAUUUUAAGACCCAUAUUGAUGCCAUAAGUCAAUAAUUUUAGAAAGUGGGAUCCGUCCACACUUGUAAGGAAUCAGCGGGUAACUGACUACCUCCAAAGGUGGUUAGGAAGAUCAGAUUACAAUGCAUAUUUUAAUUGUCUACACCUGUCUGAAAAUGUGGGCACAAUCAGAAUGUGGACUAGAUCAGGACAACGAAUGCAUGUUAGAACCAAGUAUAAACGGGGCUAAAGAGAGUCUUUGUUGCAUGUGAACAUUUUUAUUCUCUUACCUUUUACACUCACAUGGUGGUAUCCCCCUCACACAUAAACGGACACGCUUUACAAACAGUUUAUCCAGAGUGAUUAUAUGAGCCACUCCUAAAGGUACUAAACAUAAGCAAGUGGUAUUUUUCUAUAUGCACUGUUUAUGUCUUCAUAUUGUGUACAUUCAUGUUUGAUUUGUUUUUUAAUUGUGUCUGAUAUGAUUUUUCAUUAAAGAUAUAUUUAAUGAUG